Fulvia fulva is the source of this 432-nucleotide messenger RNA. RefSeq lists its product as uncharacterized. The record is from RefSeq and is a predicted model, not a curated record. The coding region runs from base 1 to 432 and encodes 143 amino acids. Lineage: Eukaryota; Fungi; Ascomycota; Dothideomycetes; Mycosphaerellales; Mycosphaerellaceae. The transcript has 3 exons.
AUGCUGUUCGCCUUCCUCACCACUCUCGUCCUCCUCAUCGCCACCACUGUCGGAGCACCAACAACACUCGACCCAAACCCAGAUGUCCUAGCCACCCUCAACUCAAAAACUUCGACAUCAUCCUCCCGCCUUCUCGUCCCAGCCCCGAACACCCAGAACUGCCUCGCAGCCAAGCACGGCGUCGGCAACACAGUCCGCGUCUGCUACACCAUCACCAUCGGCGCGAUCUUCGACGACGGCAAGGGCUGCGACGGCGUCCACGACCACGUUGAUUCCGGCACCGACGGCCGUCUCAACCACUACACCUGGGAAUGCACCGGCGAGAGCGGUGAUGGUAAUGAGGAUUACACGCGCCUGUACUUUUGUCUGCUGGGAAGCAAGGAUGUGAGUGGGAUGAAUGAGGAGUUGGAGGGGAACUUCGCUGUUGCCUAA